AUGGCACCGUCCCAUAACGGCUCUGCGCUCGCGGGGAACCUCACCAACCAGUUCGUGCAGCCUCCGUGGCGCGUGGCGCUCUGGUCCGUCGCCUACAGCUCGAUCCUGGCCGUGGCCGUGUUCGGCAACCUGGUGGUCAUGUGGAUCAUCCUGGCGCACAAGCGGAUGCGCACGGUCACCAACUACUUCUUGCUGAACCUGGCCUUCUCGGACGCGUCCAUGGCCGCCUUCAACACGCUGGUCAACUUCGUGUACGCCACGCACGGGGACUGGUACUUCGGAGAGGCGUACUGCAAGUUCCACAACUUCUUCCCCGUCACCGCCGUGUUCGCCAGCAUCUACUCCAUGACCGCCAUAGCGGUGGACAGGUACAUGGCCAUAAUUCAUCCGCUGAAGCCUCAUCUGUCAGCCACUGCUACUAAAGUGGUGAUCGUAUGUAUCUGGGUGCUGGCUGUGGUGCUGGCCUUUCCCCUCUGCUUCUUCUCCACCAUUAGGAAAUUACCCAAGAGGACUCUUUGCUACGUGGCCUGGCCUAGACCCGGCGAGGACCCAUUCAUGUACCAUAUCAUAGUGACUGCAUUGGUGUACAUGCUGCCCCUAGUGGUGAUGGGCAUUACCUACACUGUAGUAGGGGUGACGCUGUGGGGAGGGGAGAUCCCCGGAGACUCGUCAGACAACUACCACGGCCAGCUACGUGCCAAGAGAAAGGUGGUGAAGAUGAUGAUCAUAGUGGUCGUGACCUUUGCCAUCUGCUGGUUGCCGUACCACGUGUACUUCCUGGUCACGGGCCUCAACAAGCAGCUGGUGAAGAAGAAGUCCAUCCAGCAGGUCUAUCUCUCAGUCAUGUGGCUUGCCAUGAGCUCCACCAUGUACAACCCCAUCAUCUACUGCUGCCUCAACAGCAGGUUUCGGGCCGGUUUCAAACGAGCUUUCCGCUGGUGCCCCUUCGUGCGGUUGUCCAGCUAUGAUGAGCUGGAGCUGAGGGCUACACGUCUGCAGGUGGCCCGGCAAAACAGCAUGUACACGUUGUCCCGCAUGGAAACCACUGUAGUAGCUGUGUGUGACCCCAGUGAGCCAUCUACCAACCCGGCCCGAAAAAGCCUACUCAACCACCACCACAAUGGCUGCUCUCAUUCUAUCAAGAGCAGAGCAGCCACUUACACACCCAGUGACCCUCAGGAGGAGUUCUGCUGAAGACUUUUUCCACACCGCAGAACAUCAAUAGAGAAGGAAGCCCAGCAAUGCUGCAGUUUUGGGGUGGACUCGGAAGGGACAUUUUGCUUCUUUUUCCAUUUCAUUGCGCAUCUCAUAUGAAGAUUAAGAGAGACGGGGCUUAUCUGUUGCAAUGGAUUUGGGCGAAAAAAAGCUAAAAAGCACUAUAAAGCACUGUAAUACACGUUAUUUAGCAAGUUGUCAUCAUAUCAUGAGUGGAACAUGUUUCGACUGUGAAGAACUGUGAAAAUCAAAUGUUGCUAUAGUUGUUCAGUCAUGUGCUUGCCAGGAGGCACCUAUCUACAACUGUCCCUAUUUUAAGCUGGUUAUCUUAGGCCAGUUUUCUAUAGAUGGCACCCCAAAGAACUAGACUAAACUACACUGAAACACUGUCAAAGGAUGUUCGCUUAGGAUUAGUAUUUAAUAUACACCCCAAAGCACUGGUUUUCCAGUACUUUCUGAAGUCACACAUUGGUGAAUUUGGUAAUUUCAUUUUAUGCUUGGAUGUGAUUCUUGAAUUGGAAACAACUUCUACUGAGAGUAAAAUGAGUAAUAUAAUAUAUAAUGAGUCUAAAUAACAAGCUAGCAUAGCAGCGAGCAUCUCGUCUUGCAGGUGGAACCCAUUCUGCAAUUGAUGGAGCUGGUGGAGAGAGGCAGGAGGGACAUAAUUCCCUUCAGCAAAAAGACAGACACAAUAAACACAUCCCCACCAACACCGAUAUCCACAUAAUGGAUUUCCAAGCAUCCAAAACAAAAGGACUUCCACAAUUGAUGCUAGCUUUUCUUUACAAAGAGUUCAGAAUGCAUUAAACAAAAUCAGUUAAUCUAGCCUCUGGUUUUGCGUACAUGUGGAAAGUAUUGGUUCAUGCAAGGUCGGAAAACCUUUAAACUGAUCUGCCUGUUUCCACUGUUGCCAUGUGACAUUUGGCUCGAGGUGUAUACCUUCAGAAGUGAACUUCAACUGGCAGCAAACGAAGAGGAAAGGUCGCUCCAGGGAUUUUUUUUUUCCGUGCGCUUCUGUGAUAUCGCCCUAUUUAGCCAUAGCUCACAAGAGGCAGCUGGACUAUUUGAACUGUCAAGUUAUGGUCGUACUGCAUCGGGAAAAAAAUAGCACUUUUCUCCUUUUUCCACAAGCCUUUUUACUUCAAGUCACCAAAGUGUUUAAAAGAAGUUUCUCCUAAACAGCAGGUCAGUCCUUAGACGUCUAGAGGUAUUACUGUUGUAUUGUUUGGCUCUACAAUUCAAAUUAAAAAGGAAUUUCAUUGGUUUGUCAAAAUCUGUACAUAAUUAAAUCAUUACUGUGUAACCAAAGUCAUUUGGAGUGGUUUGAUGUGAAAAGUGCCUUUUAGAGAAAACUGCAGUCUCAAAUUUCUUUACAGUGCUGGUGAUAGGAACCAGACAUCUGAAGCAUGUAGUGUCUCUAACAUCUACCCCAUAUGGAAGCUGUUACAUAAAAGUGCUUCAUGGUGGAGAGGUACUUUUUUUUUUUCUUCAGAAGUUCCACUCUUUGAAAAUUAACAGCUCACUUGUUGUUUGGAUCACUUGUUGGUUUGGAUCGGACAUAAAACAGCUAGACAUUGUGACUCCUGGUUCCUAUCACCACCACUGUAAAGAAAUUUGAGACUGCAGUUUUCUCAACAAUAAAACACUUCAUACCAAACCGCACUGCGGGACUUUGCUUACACCUCAGCGACUGAAUUAAAUAAAUAAAUAAAUAAAAAUAGGUACAUAACGAAUCAUGUAUGUCCAGUUUACGGGCAAAAAAAUGAAUAUGGCAUUUGGUCAUAUUCAAAUCAUAAUAAAAUAUCUUAGUGCUUGCAAAUACAGUUGAAGUUACAAUGCUUUUGCUAUCACCAGCAAUAAAUGCAACUUCAGAAAUAAUGAAUUGAUGAAAGUUAUAGCUGUUUACUUGCUUCAUUUUGCUAGAAUGCAUGUUGCACAUUACAGAGCAUCCAAAGGCACAAGUCCAAGCUUGUUUUGCAGUAGUGGGGGCUGUGAAUAAAAGUGUGCCCCUGCUGGCAUGCCCCCACACAUAAGCGUGCAUCCCCACAAGAAAGCAUCUUACAGACCCUUCUCUGCUGCUGUAUGAGGCGCUUGCAUGUUAAAAGACCAAACACACAUUUCUUCACCCCUUUAUGAGGCCCGUGCGGAUGCGAUUACGCAUUGAGCGGAACAUCCAGUGGUAACGAAUGCAAGCAAAGGAGUGUUCAUUCUCAUAGCCCUAGGAAUAGAUUAGUUAAGCCUGAGGAGGUGGAUGAGGCCUUGGAACUGGAAGAAAACAUCCUACUUUGCUUUCAUCCUACUGCAGGGCAAAUUCAAGUGUAAUGGAUUUUUUUCCAGGUGAAUGAUGUCCACCUGUGGCCACCGGAGAUAGCACACACAUAACCACCCUUCAUUUAUCUAAUGUUGACUAAAAACAGCCAUUAAGCACAUAAUUGAAUUUCCAACAUAUGUUUAACUGAUGAUUUCUCAGAAGCCUCGACAGCUAAAUAUUACAUUUUCCCAGUAUUUAAGGUGUCACGCUCUUUACCAUUACUGGAGCUUCUAUUCUUUUCAUAAGACUUGCAUUCAGCUCCUCAAAGAAAGCUGUUUUUCCACACCUCUGAGGUUCACGCCGCAAUCCCAAACACGUUCAGUGAUGUUGGGGUCUGGACAGUUCAUUGUUCUGAGAACAUCAGCAGCUGCUUUAUUUGAUCUACAACAACAUCAUGCAGUUUUUGACCAUUUCCUUUUCUCAGUCUGGGCAUCGCGACAGCUACACAUCCUUUCCGACUCAUAGUAUUGAGUCGUCUUCUCACAGUGGAAGGAUGGACAG
This is a messenger RNA of Pygocentrus nattereri (red-bellied piranha), 4027 nucleotides long. RefSeq names its product tachykinin receptor 3a (gene tacr3a). Gene Ontology annotation, molecular function: tachykinin receptor activity. The transcript is spliced from 5 exons. NCBI's taxonomy places the organism in Eukaryota, Metazoa, Chordata, Actinopteri, Characiformes, Serrasalmidae. The record is from RefSeq and is a predicted model, not a curated record. Gene Ontology annotation, cellular component: sperm midpiece; plasma membrane. The coding region runs from base 1 to 1194 and encodes 397 amino acids. Gene Ontology annotation, biological process: positive regulation of flagellated sperm motility; G protein-coupled receptor signaling pathway.